CUGGGGCGCGCGGUCGGCGCAAAGCUAGUGAGCUAAGGUAGCUAGCAGGCGCCGUUAGUCCCGUAUAAACACACUAGUGUUUGGUUAGCAAGCUAGCGCUAGUCGGGGUUAGCAAGCUAAAACUGAGACUGGCGCUUGUUCAAAUAUGGCGGUGGAGAAUGAGAUGCCGCUACACAUUUAGCUCCAACUUUCUGUGUCGUCUUCAGUGACACAUCGUGUGUACUUGUGUAUUGUGGUCUAAAGCGUUACCGCGAGUUCACCACUGAAGGGAACUCAAACUCGCCGUAGCUACUCAGUCUGUGUGUGUAUGUAUGUGAGUCUGUGUGAGGGAAUGAGUGAGUGAAAGAGAGAAAGAGAGAGAGAUAGAUCUAGCCAAGUUAGCUAGCUAGUCUGCAGUCCAUAUUGAGUUCAGGGUUAGCCUGCCAGCUAACCUAGCAAAAACUUCUUUAAGCAUUUUUGUCUACAGCUAAUCAGGUUGUAAUGUUUAAAACUUGCUUUUUUUUAUUAUAUAUUAAUCGUUAGAUCACUUCUCAGAGACGGUCUUGCUAGUUAUCUAUUUAGCUUGCUUUUCGGUUAUAUAGACGGAGCGUGCUCGGGUUUUAGCACAGUUACAACAGGCGGUUAAUCUUAUGCCAGUUAUUUACAUAUGGCUGUUUCAUGUUGUGCUCCUGAACCAUCCGUGAGUGAUGUGCACACACAACUCUGGCUCAUAUGCACUGAAGUUUUGUAAUGAGAGCUCAACCCAAAUCAUGGACUAAAUUGCCAAGCCAUUGAAGAUUCACCAGACAAACUCCUUAUUGGUAUUUAUUUUGGGUUUAAUCCAGGCUGUAGAGGUGUGUGCCGAGAGACCCCAGCAUGCGUGAAUAUAAGCUUGUGGUCUUGGGCUCAGGAGGUGUGGGGAAAUCUGCACUGACAGUGCAGUUUGUUCAGGGAAUAUUUGUGGAAAAAUAUGACCCCACAAUAGAAGACUCGUAUAGGAAGCAAGUAGAAGUGGAUGGGCAGCAAUGCAUGCUAGAAAUCCUUGACACAGCAGGCACAGAGCAGUUUACAGCGAUGAGGGAUUUAUACAUGAAGAACGGACAGGGCUUUGCUCUGGUCUACUCCAUCACAGCACAGUCCACCUUUAAUGACCUUCAGGACCUGAGAGAACAGAUCUUAAGAGUCAAAGACACAGAGGAUGUGCCAAUGAUUCUGGUGGGGAAUAAAUGUGAUCUGGAGGAUGAGAGAGUUGUAGGGAAGGAGCAAGGCCAGAAUCUUGCUCGCCAGUGGAAUAACUGUGCCUUCCUAGAAUCCUCCGCCAAAUCAAAGAUCAACGUCAAUGAGAUCUUCUACGACCUGGUCAGACAGAUUAAUAGAAAAACGCCGGUGGAAAAGAAGAAAGCCAAAAAGAAGUCUAAUUGCACACUGCUCUAAAAUGCACAUACACACCCUACCCAGCAGCAGUUCUGAGCCAGAAUGCUGAGAUGAAGACCUGUUGCCCUACUGGCCAGCAUUCCAGCCCCAUUCAGUAGUUCUUGGAAACAGCGUUGGCAAAGGCAGAACAUGUUUAAGACUCACUCCUCAGCUUACAGAAAGGAGUGAAGAGAAGUUUACCUUCUCACAUGUUCAACAUUUUUUGCUUUUUCUUCCCAAAUAAACUUAACUUUUCCUCUCUCCCCCAAACCCCCCACCCCCAGAUAUGAUACAUGAUAAAACAGAAAUGAAUUGUCUUUCUUGAGCUUUUACAAGUUUUUGCAAUUGCAAUUUUUAAAGAAGGAUUAUAGGAACCGGACUCUUGUGGAUUCAUUUGGGGGAAGUGGGUAACAUGCUGUUCAUUAAUACAUUUCAGAAACACGACCACAUUUAAAAAUAAUCAUAUUAAUGUUUGCAAAAGUUUAAUCAUGAUCAUAUACUAGACUCUUUUUUUUUGUUGUUUUAUCCCCAUCUUCAUGACCAAGCCUCCUCCUCCUUGCUAAUAUGCACUCCAGAAGUACGUCUGGUGCUAUACACGCUACACGCUUCUCCCUAUUCAACCGGACCAGCUCAUCAUCAAGUAACAUGUUUCUGCCCAAAUUACUUUUUUAUAGUUGAACUGUCAACAUUUUUCAUAUUUCCCAUAAUUUAUGAUAAAUUCUGUUUUCUGCAUAGAAAGGUUUUGGGAAAUGGUUCUUUUUAAUAAGAGAUGGGCAGAAAUAACAAAUGGGUUUCUUUGUCUCAUGCUGAAAAAUAUAUUGUACUAAAACCAACUCUAAUUACUUUGUGUUGUCCUAUCAUGCUCAAAGUGGUAAUUUUUUCAGCUUUUAUGAACGAUUAAAUUUUAGUACAUUUUCAUUAA
This is a messenger RNA of Ictalurus furcatus (blue catfish), 2314 nucleotides long. It is a transcript of the gene rap1aa, whose product is annotated as RAP1A, member of RAS oncogene family a. Bases 856 to 1413 code for a protein of 185 amino acids. Gene Ontology annotation, cellular component: plasma membrane. NCBI's taxonomy places the organism in Eukaryota, Metazoa, Chordata, Actinopteri, Siluriformes, Ictaluridae. The record is from RefSeq and is a predicted model, not a curated record. Gene Ontology annotation, molecular function: GTP binding; GDP binding; GTPase activity. Gene Ontology annotation, biological process: Rap protein signal transduction; cellular response to cAMP; negative regulation of synaptic vesicle exocytosis. The transcript is spliced from 9 exons.